CGAGCAUCAGUGUUGUUUCCACUGUUGACCUGAGAAGAGACAGGUUCAUAGGUUCAUCAUCCCGGAACCGCCAGCGGCUUGUUUUCAGCUGCCGCAUAACUCACCAUGACUAAAGAGGAGGACCUGGAGGUCCAGGAGAAGGAGAGGCACGACCUGGAGGAGCAGGAGGAGGGCAAGCUCCAGAAAGAGGAGGAGGAGGAGGAAGAAGAGGAGGAAUAUGAGCUAGAAGAGGAGGACGAGGAGAGGGUCGAGGUGGAGGAUGAGGAGGAGGAGGAAGAGGAGCAGGAGGGGAGAGAGGAGCGGGAAGAAGAGGAGGAUCCACUGGCCGGUCCGGAGUGUGACGCCAAUCCAGAGCCCGAGCCGCUGUCGGUGUCCGCGUAUCAGAGUCCAAUUCAUGAGCCACGCCGCCGGGCCAUGGUGCACCCCUCUGCCCAGGCACCGCUCCCCAAAGACUACACCUUCACCUUCUUCGACCCCAAUGACCCGGCCUGUUUGGAGAUCCUCGUGGAUCCCCAGACCACCAUCCCGGAGCUGUUUGCCAUCGUGCGUCAGUGGGUUCCUCAGGUGCAGCACAAGAUCGACGUCAUUGGCAACGAGAUCCUGAAGCGCGGUUGCCAUGUGAACGACCGCGACGGCUUGACCGACAUGACCCUGCUUCACUACAGCUGCAAGGCCGGAGCGCACGGAGUCGGUGACCCGGCGGCCGCGCUCCGUCUCAGCAGCCAGCUGAUCACUCUCGGCGCCGACGUGAGUCUGAGGAGCCGCUGGACCAACAUGAACGCUCUGCACUAUGCCGCUUACUUCGACGUCCCGGAACUGAUCCGAGUGCUGCUCAAAGCCACGACACCAAGAGUGUUGAACUCCACCUGCAGUGAUUUCCACUAUGGCACAGCCCUCCACAUCGCUGCCUCCAACCUCUGUCUGGGUGCAGUCAAAUGUCUCCUGGAGCAUGGAGCCAACCCCGUUGUCCGGAACGAUAAGGGCCAGGUUCCAGGGGAGGUGGUUCCCGACCCGAUGGACAUGACUCUGGAUAAGACGGAGGCCGCCAUGGCGGCCAAGGAGCUGAUGCAGCUGCUGCUGGACGCCGUCCCUCUGAGCUGCAACCUUCCCAGAGCCACGCUGCUCAACUACGACAACAUCCCAGGAAACCUGAUGCUGACCUCGCUGGGGCUGAAGCUGGGCGAGCGCGUGAUGCUGGACGACAUGAAGCUCCAGAGAGACCAGAGCAGAGACGACAGCCCGCCUGCAAACCACAGACAGCCCGGCACUCUGAGGUUUUGUGGCACGACAGAGUUCGCCAGCGGUCAGUGGGUUGGCGUGGAGCUCGACGAGCCGGAGGGAAAGAACGAUGGCAGUGUGGGCGGCGUCCGCUACUUCGUCUGCCCUCCUAAGCUCGGCAUUUUUGCCCCGGUGUCAAAGAUUUCCAAAGCCGUGGAUCAGGCGCUGUCAUCUGUCACCUCCACCCCCAGAACCCCCCGUAUGGACCUGGCCUCUCGUCUCACUGGGAAGGCCAAGAAGGAGAAAGGGAAGAAAGAGAAGGAGAGAGGGAAAGCCCAGAAGAAGAAGAAGUCGCCGGUCGUCGUCCAUCCGCUUGAUCCCGAUGGAUUGAACGUGGAAGUUGGAGACCAGGUUCUGGUGGCCGGACAGAAGCACGGCAUCGUCCGCUUCUACGGAAAGACCGACUUCGCCCCAGGUGACUGGUUCGGGGUCGAGCUGGAUCAGGCCACAGGGAAACACGACGGCUCGGUGUUUGGAGUCCGCUACUUCAGCUGCCUGCCCAAAUACGGAGUGUUCGCUCCACCCUCCCGGGUCCAGAGAAUCGGAGGCCCCAGAGAAGGCUUCGAAAAUGACAACUCCAUGGUGAAGAAGGUCCACCAAGUCACCAUGUCACAGCCGAAGCCUAACUUCAACACGAUGCCUUCCCCCAAAGACUUGACGUCUGAGAACUCCAUAUCCAGGUUGCUGUUCUGCUGUUGGUUUCCAUGGAUGCUGCGUGCUGAGAUGCAGUCCUAACCGCUCCCUUCUUCCUCCUCUUCGUCUCCACCUGAUCGAUCUCUCCUCUUUUCUCUAUCUCUAUCUUCAUCUUCUCCUUUUAUUUUUGUGUGGCUUUCCUCCCUCUGUCAGCCAGGCUUCUCGUGGUGAAACCCCGCCCCCUAUUCUCUCUUACAGCCCGAGUCCCUCGAAUUUAGCCGUUCUAUAGCAACAUCUAUAGUGCCUUGUAUCCGAUCCCAAUGCCACGCGUUCCUUUCGUGACACUGAGCUGAAGCAAUCACGUCCCAUCUCUUCGUCGUUCUCAUCCCAUCACCCCGGCGUUGUCCAAGUUCCGUCUUUAUGCGAGCCAACAAAAACCACAUGACUUCCCUUUGUGCUGCUGCAUGUUUUUGCGAUUGCUGCUGCGCUAUUUGGACCGCACCACAUGUUGGUGGUUGGCUCCAGCGGCAGCUUCACAUCGGGCAUUAAUGCCGAGUCACAACAAUGACGUCUGCCAAACAGAUCCCACCAUCGCACAUUAUUCUGAGCUGGAGAACCAUUGCUCUUCGGUUAAAUGUGUGUGUGUGUGUGUGUUUUACAACCUGGAUUGAUCUCAGAUGUCAAACUGAAAACAGGGUUAUUCAACCACUUGCUUUUUUGUCAUUUUAUCAUAGUAUUACAAUCAUAUUUUUGUAUCUGUACGCAACAGGCAUAAUUUAACCGUGGCUCUUGCUCUCUAUGAAAUGAUAUUUCCGGCUCUAGUUAAUUAAUUUAGAGUUUGUGUGUUUCAAAACAAAUUUGAACAAAUAGCUGGAUUUAAGUUUUUGAUUCAUCACCUGGAAAAAGAAAAUAGAUUCAGCUAAUGUGGUUGUUAAUAGAUGAAGUUGUGUACUUCCACUUUAUAUUGAUUCAACGCCUUGAACAGCUGUUAUUAAUAAUCAGAGUAUUGCCAAACUUAGAGUUCAAAUAUAGUAUAUUAUGGAGUUACUGUCAAUCACAAUCUAUCGUGAACCAAAAGUGCUAACAGACCCAAAAAGACGACUUUCUUCAAUGCAAGUUCAAAAUCUAAAAAGUGUUCUCUGCCAUGCUGCAUGUGACGUUGAUGUUUUUUGUGUUGAAGCCGUCACGCUUGCGUCUGAAUAUAAGCUUUGUUUAAAUCUCACGGCUCUGUGCCCCCUCAUCAGACAUUCAUCUCCUUUCCUAACGUAGAGACGUAAACCCUGGAUGAGGAGUCGAAGGUCUCCUCGAUGCUUUUCUCCCCGACCCCUCAUCCCUCUUUCUCCAUUCAAAUACGACGUUGCUUUCCUCGGUAAAUGUGGGCGGAGGGUCAAGAAAAACGUGCGCUAAAUGUUGAAAUCUCGCCGCGUGUGAAUUAUUGAAAACAGCAAUAUGUGAAGCGUGUGGCUUUCUCUGUGUGGACGUGGUUCUUGUGUUAGUGGCUCCUCACACACACACACACACACACACACAGCGGUGAACCCGACCGCAAAUGUUCUGGGAGAUUCAGACGUUUCCAUACAAAGUCGCAGCAGCAAGUGAACAUACUUUUUAAAAUUUGUAUUUGGGGUUUUAUGAUUUGAUAAGUUGCUUUAUUGUAAAGGUGUGUGUUUUUUUUUUUUUUUAAGAAUAUAGAUCUUGGAUUUAAAUUUCUUUAAACCAGCAUCUGAAGCCGGUAAACUCACUUCUCUCUUGGCUGCCGGGCCUCGUUGGGCUGCGAUCGGACCGACGCUGGUCGUUCUCGCCUCUGAAAUCAUCGUUUUGAAACACAUUAAAGAUCAAAUGUUGCAAGUCAUAUUUCAGUGAACAGAUCACAGAUCGGAUCAACAGUAACUCCUGCCCUGCUAGAGCUUAUGUCAGGCUGCUACUCAUUGAAUAAGAAGAACAGAAAUGCGUUUUUCCCUUUCAUGGAGGAACCGGAGUUAUGAAACUGCAAUCUAUCCUGAAUUCGAUCUGUUAGUUUGGACUUGACAAAUAUAUUGUUGUGCAACGUUCCUGCAACUCAUCAACGAGGGGAAGUUGAAAUUGUAUACAAAGCGGAUUUUUAAAGUUUUAUUGAAAACACGAAAUUAACCCAAAAAUUCGGAUUUUUCACAUCUGUCUAACUGAAGUCAGACAUAAACGGCUCUCUGACCCUUUUGAUUUAGUAUUCUCUUAGUUUUUGGAACCCAAUGUUCUGCAAGGCCUCACGUUAUCACACUCUGCAGAUGACUCCUACAUUACUACUGUUUCCUGCUUUUCCCUGCCGGGCCUCUCAAACCCAAACAAUAGAGCCUAAUGAACUAAAGUAAAUCCACUCGUUGUCGUCUACAUCUCGUUUUAAUUUCAUACAGAACGUUGUUUCGCUCCAAAUGCGCUGCUCGCUGUUCAAUGCUGAAGCUACACCAAGUCUUUCAUCCCAGGUGAACGUGGAGCUCAGUGAUGGAGAGGUUGGUCUGGAUCCAGUAAACACCCAGUAAACACCCAGUAAACACCCAGUAUACCGUCAACACGUCCCAGUGAAGUCUCUGUUGACCAAAGUGUUCCUACUGCUGUGUAAUCGUGUACUGCACCACUGAAUCAUUUCAAGACCUACACAAUGUUACUCAAGCUCCACUCGUGACAUAUUCUCAUUUGAUUUGUUCAACAGUGUAUCAGGGCCAUUAAGAAUAAGAAUAAUUCUGGAGCCCGAGGGAGAUUCAUUUACUAAAUUCUUUGAAAUUUAAAUCAUGAAUAUAGGAGAAAGAAACUUGGAAAUAUUGUGUUUUUGUUGUUGUCAAAGAACCACAAGGUUGCAAGGUUGGAUGACCUCAUCACAACCUUGACUUGCACCGCAUCAGCUGACUCUAAGCCAUAUUUAUGGUUGUGAGAACUUGCAUGACAAAGUUAGAGGAAGGAUCCGGAAAAGAAGAUGUUUAUGGGUUUAAGUACAUCUAUGGAAAUAAGAUUAAUUUCAUAACAUUUAAGUGUCACGAAGCCACUUGAAUUGAGAGGGAAAUGUCUUUAUUCUUAGAACUUUGGAUUUUUCUGGAAUGAAUCCCGUCAAUGACUGAUGUGUUUCAGUGGAGGACAUUUACAGUUUAAAGAUGUAUUUGUAUCGCUCCUCAAGCAGUCAAAGGGUCAAAAGUAAUGUCAUUGUUUUUACUCUGAAUACUUUGUUUUUUUUAAUGAAUAUUAGCCCGCUCUGUAAUUAUUAUUUUCCACAUACACUGGCGUUAAUGCUGUUGUAUUGAUUUGCUCCAUAUAAAAGGACUGUGCUUUUUUUUCUUUGUUUCACCAGUUUUAACAUUGAAACGUCUUAAGAAUAUACAGUAUAUAGCCUAUAUUUUGAUAACUUCACUAAGUGUACUUUUUGUUCUUAGUUUUGUAGAGUGUGUGUGUGUGUGUGUGUGUGAGUAACUCCUGUUUUAAAGUGAGUGAGGCGAGCACGAGCAUCGGACGUCUUCAUCCUCACAGAUACUCACUGCAUUCUGUCUCUCUCUCUCUCUGUAUUUUCUCGUUGGGGUUUUUCAAUAUAUGUAUCUUAUUCUCAGUAGCAUGGAAAUGCUUCUAAUAAUAACAGUGACAACUCUAUGAAUAUAAUAAAGAAUUUGAUGUUGUUUUU
Messenger RNA from Pseudoliparis swirei, 5551 nucleotides. It is a transcript of the gene clip3, whose product is annotated as CAP-GLY domain containing linker protein 3. Gene Ontology annotation, biological process: cytoplasmic microtubule organization. The record is from RefSeq and is a predicted model, not a curated record. The transcript is spliced from 15 exons. Gene Ontology annotation, cellular component: cytoplasm; nucleus; microtubule plus-end. NCBI's taxonomy places the organism in Eukaryota, Metazoa, Chordata, Actinopteri, Perciformes, Liparidae. The coding region runs from base 106 to 2013 and encodes 635 amino acids. Gene Ontology annotation, molecular function: microtubule plus-end binding.